AUGAGCAUUCCACGGAUUCCAGUACAGUCAUCAGGACCUUUAACAUGUGCAGAAUCAUUACAACGAGCACCUUCACCUAUCCUUUUCCCAGAAAAUGUCCCCGGUGCUGGCAAGCACAAUACCGAACACGAUGGAAUGUUCACAAACAAGCAAAAGAAUUUCCGAACCGACCUCUCGCCUGAUGAUGUAAAGCUUGUCAAUGAACUAGGGCGACUAACACCGGAUCAAUUAGCAGAGUACAUCAAAAACGUCCAGAACACUGCUUAUACUCUCGGAAUUGAUGAAGCUCGGCAGUUCUCUCGAGGGAAAAUGCUGCAGAUCUUCAAACGGUGA
Molecule: messenger RNA, 333 nt
Organism: Necator americanus (New World hookworm)
Lineage: Eukaryota; Metazoa; Nematoda; Chromadorea; Rhabditida; Ancylostomatidae
Exons: 4
Coding region: 1-333 (110 amino acids)
Biological process (GO): regulation of DNA-templated transcription
Cellular component (GO): DRM complex
Source: RefSeq, a predicted model, not a curated record